Nymphaea colorata (pocket water lily) is the source of this 1265-nucleotide messenger RNA. RefSeq lists its product as uncharacterized. The transcript has 7 exons. The coding region runs from base 198 to 1079 and encodes 293 amino acids. The record is from RefSeq and is a predicted model, not a curated record. Lineage: Eukaryota; Viridiplantae; Streptophyta; Magnoliopsida; Nymphaeales; Nymphaeaceae.
UACAGUCUACACUUGGUCAAGGUCGGCGUUGAAUUGGGAGUUGGCCGAGACUGAUAGACCCGCAUGCACGGCAACAACGACGGAAAUUGCCGAGGGCGCCCCAAAAGCUCGCUCUAGGAACCCGUAGCAGGAGAGAAGAAAGACGACUACUUCUAGGGUUUUUACACUUUGCACCGAGAGUGUCACAGAGUGUGACGAUGUCCGGGGUUUUCGUGCUCCUCACUCUGGUUCUCUCGUCCCUUUUCGUCUCUCCCUCGGCAUCGAAGAAGGAGCAGAUCGCCGUCGCCAGAAAGGAGGACAUUCCCUUCAUCCGAUGCCAGGUCUGCGAAACCGUAGCCAGGCAACUUUUCUCGCAGGUCGAGCGUAAAUCGUCCGAGAUCUCUCCGAAAAAGAUAUCGGAGUAUCAGAUUAUAGAAAUCGCCGAGAAUAUAUGCGACUUGAAGAAGCAUGGGGGAGAUUGGAUGCUUCGGAUCGACAUCGUCGAGAAGGGAGACGCCUUGGAGCUUGUUGAACAAGAAUCUGAAGGGCAAUGUAACUCAGAAUGUAAAACUAUCGAGCGAGCUUGCCAGGAGGUCAUGGGGUAUCAUGAUACUGAUGUUGCUGAAUUUGUGUUUAAAAGCAAACCCCAGUUGAAUCAAUUGAUAAAUUAUAUCUGUAAAGAUCUCAGUAAAGCGUGCUCUUCCAAGCCUCCUCCUGUCCCAGUGGAUAGGGUCCCAGGUGAGCCUUUUGUUCCUAAAUCAUCUAAAGAAGCUGAAAUGGAAAAGAUUUUAAGGUCUAUGGAAGGUAUGCCAGGAGCACCAAGCAUGAAAAUGUACUCCAAAGAAGAUUUGUUGAAUAUGCAAAACUUUGGAGAUGAUGAAGAUGAGGAAGAUGAUGAGCUUACCUCAAACUUGCGGAAUGCCUGGAAAAAUAAAGAACCUAAGAAGGCUGACUGGAAGCAAAAGCUUGCUAUGGGAAUCAAUGACGUAAAGACGGGAGUUUCAAAGCACUUAAGAAAAGCAUCACUGAAGAUCCAAAAAUGGUGGAGGGGGAAGAAAACAGGUUCAAGGUCUUCAAAAUCUAGCAAAGCUGAGCUUUAAACUUGCUGCAACUCUGCAUUCCCAUCAAGCUUGAAUACUUUGAAAUCACGAAAGGUUCUGAUCCCCAUAUCGCACCUUCAGAAAUUAAAUUAUUUUUGGGUUGUAAAUCGGAGAUGCAAAAAAUUUUGUUAACAGGCUUUUGCUUUGAAGAUGAGAUAUUUUAGAUGAGCUGUUCCCUUGGAAUCA